This is a messenger RNA of Racocetra persica, 446 nucleotides long. The record is from the annotation of a GenBank genome assembly. NCBI's taxonomy places the organism in Eukaryota, Fungi, Glomeromycota, Glomeromycetes, Diversisporales, Gigasporaceae.
GUAACAAAAAUAAAGCUGAUGAACAAGUAGACGACAGAAAUAAAGCUAUUAAACAAAUAGAUGACAGAAAUAAAGCUAGUGAACAAGUGGACAAUAGAAAUAUUGUUGUUGAACAAGUAGAUGAUGGAAAUAAAGCUAUUGAACAAGUAGAUGAUAGAAAUAAAGCUAUCAAACAAAUAGAUGAUAGAAAUAAUGUUAGUGAACGAGUUGACAAUGAAAAUAAUACUGGUGAACUAGUAGAUAAUAGUAAUGGAAAUUAUGAUACAAAACAAUUAGAUAAUGAAUUAGAUAAUUUCGAACAAUCAGUUAAUGUUAGUAAGCAAUUAGUUGAUAUUGGACAAUUAGUUGAUAUUGAUGAACAAUCAGAAGAUGCUGAUAAAAGCCAUAUGUUAGAUGCUAACGAACAAUCCGAUGAUAUGAACUAUGUAUUAGAUAAUGAUAAUUAG